AUGCCAGAUGUCAACAAGAAAAAUUCUCUCAAGUGCAACUACUGUGAGAAAAUUUAUCAUGGUGGAAUAACUAGAAUGAAAUUCCACCUUGCUAAAUUUCCUGGACAAGGUGUUGCAAAGUGUCCAAAAGUUCCUUCUGAUGUCAUAGCACAAAUGCUUAAGUUACUUGCAAAGAAGAUUAAUAACAAGAAAAUGAAGGAUAAGGAGAAAGAAGAGGAUAGAGCUGCUGUGGAUUUGAGCCAUUCUGAAGGAGAGGAACAUAGUGAUGCAGAGGACAACAACUCAAUUAUUGUGUUGAAAGAUGCAAAAAGCAAAGGUAUCCCACACAACACUGUUAAGCUUCCUAGCUUUGAUCUCAUGCUAGAGGCUAUUGGAGACUUUGGCAGGAACUUGAGAGGGCCAACUCCAUAUGAGAUGAGUGGGAAAUUCUUACAAAAAAGGAAGAAGAAAGUGCAGGAGUCAUUGAAGUCUCAUAAAGAGUCUUGGGAGCUACAUGGAUGCACAAUUAUGACAGAUGCUUGGACAGACAGGAGAGGUAGAGGUGUGAUGAAUUUGGUAGUUCAUAGUGCAUAUGGUGUUUGUUUUCUUGAUUCAGUGGAUUGUUCAGCUGUGAAGAAGGAUGGCAGGUACAUUUUUGAACUGGUUGAUAGGUGUAUUGAGGAGAUAGGGGUACAAAAUGUAGUUCAAGUUGUAACUGACAAUGCAAGACCCAAUGAGACAGCAGCAAGUUUGUUGAAAGCAAAGCAUCCCUCUAUCUAUUGGAAUGGCUGUGCUGCCCAUACCAUUGAUUUGAUGUUGGAAGAUAUAGAAAAAAUGCCAGGAGUUGCCACAACAAUCAGCAAGGCAAAGUGCUUGACUGUUUUUCUAUAUGCCCAUACUAGAGUUUUAAGCUUGAUGAGGAAGUUUCUUUCUAAAGAUUUGGUAAGGUGUGGUGUUACAAGGUUUGCAACAGCUUAUCUCAACUUGAAGAGUUUGCUAGAAAACAAGAAACAACUGCAGAGGCUUUUUAGAGAUGAUGAGCUCAACGAACUUGGUUACCUAAAAAGUGCCAAAGGGAAGAAAGCAAAUGGUAUUGUCAAAUCUGAAAAUUUUUGGAAAGGGGUUGAGACUGCUGUGAAUUACUUUGAGCCAUUAGUUAAGGUGUUGAGGAGAAUGGACAGUGACGUUCCAGCUAUGGGAUUCUUGUAUGGUUAUCUCAUAGAAGCUAAGAAUGAGAUCUCUAAGAGGUUCAACAAUGAUAGGACCAAGUUUGAAGACGUUUUUCAAUUCAUUGACAAUAGGUGGAACAGUAAGCUGAAGACACCUUUACAUAGGGCUGGUUACUACCUCAACCCAUUCUAUUACUAUCAAAACAAGUUGGCUAUUGAGGAGGAUGCAACUUUUAGAGAUGUUGUAGUCAAUUGCAUUACCAAGCUUGUUCCAAAUGAAGAGACUCAAGACAAGAUCAUUGAAGAGCUGGAGAAGUUUCAGAAUGGUGAAGACUCCUUUGGCAAAGAUAUGGCUCAAAGGCAGUGGAAAAACAUCAAUUUUGAUCCAGUUCAGCCUCUACCUCUAGUGAUAUUUUUACUUAUUGAUAGUUUGACAAUGAAACCUAUGCAGGUCCACACAAAGAGAUGCAACAGACUCCUUCAUGACAGAAUGAGGGAUCUUGUGUUUAUCAAAUUCAACUCAAGACUAAAGCAAAAGAGGGACAACAAGGAUAGAGAUCCCAUUGAGAUACCUGUGCAUGAUGUAAUUUUAGAAGAUGGAGAGAAUGAGUGGAUCACUGGCAUUGAACAAACAGAAGGAGGUUCAGAUCAAGAAAAAGAAAAAGAAACUGGAGCAUCAUCACAAGGACUUGUAGCUGCACCUAGAGUUGAGAGAACUAGGAGAGGUGGCCAGGAAAAUUCAAGGAGUAGGAAGAGAAAGCGGUUGAUCCCAACAUUUGAGGAGGAGGUGUCAUCUCCAUCUUCUGACGGGGGAGAUGACAAUGAUAUUGAUGAUCAGCCUAUUGGUUCAGAUUCUGAGGCUGCACCAUUAAGUCCAUCUUCAUAUUAG
Molecule: messenger RNA, 2037 nt
Organism: Striga hermonthica
Lineage: Eukaryota; Viridiplantae; Streptophyta; Magnoliopsida; Lamiales; Orobanchaceae
Source: the annotation of a GenBank genome assembly